Messenger RNA from Carassius gibelio (silver crucian carp), 2070 nucleotides. RefSeq names its product ras-related protein Rab-38. NCBI's taxonomy places the organism in Eukaryota, Metazoa, Chordata, Actinopteri, Cypriniformes, Cyprinidae. The transcript is spliced from 3 exons. Gene Ontology annotation, biological process: phagosome-lysosome fusion; endosome to lysosome transport. The record is from RefSeq and is a predicted model, not a curated record. Gene Ontology annotation, cellular component: Golgi apparatus; late endosome; phagocytic vesicle. Gene Ontology annotation, molecular function: GTP binding; GTPase activity. The coding region runs from base 120 to 755 and encodes 211 amino acids.
CAUGGCUCGAGUGACGAGUCACAAGUUGCUCCUUUUGCCCCGCGGGGCGUUUCUGUUUCUCCCCUCAGAGUCUGACCGCGGAUCACACGCGUCCAUGAUCGGCUCCGUCUCACACAGACAUGGAGAACCAUCACCUGAAGGAACACUUGUAUAAAAUCCUGGUGAUCGGGGAUCUUGGUGUGGGGAAAACCAGUAUUAUCAAGCGAUACGUGCACCAGAACUUUUCACCAAACUACCGCGCGACGAUCGGCGUGGAUUUCGCGCUCAAAGUUCUCAGCCUCGACCAGGAGACCGUUAGACUACAACUCUGGGACAUCGCCGGCCAGGAGCGUUUCGGGAACAUGACGCGGGUGUAUUAUCGAGAGGCCAUGGGAGCCUUCAUUGUUUUUGACGUCACCCGGCCAUCGACGUUUGAAGCAGUGACCAAGUGGAAGGAGGAUCUUGACGCCAAGUUGAGUUUAUCCAACGGCAAACACGUGGCAGCUGUGCUGCUCGCCAACAAGUGUGAUCAGGGCAGAGAUGUUCUCACUAACAAUGGCAUCAAAAUGGAGCAGUUCUGCCAGGAGAACGGAUUUGUGGGAUGGUUUGAAACUUCAGCCAAGGAGAAUAUUAAUAUAGAUGAGGCCGCACACUGUCUGGUGAAGCACAUUAUAGCUAAUGAGAAUGAUCCGCUGCAGUCCGAGGAUGCAGACACCAUCUCGCCGCAGCAGGAGUCCAGCCGCGGAGGAACCUGCUCGGCGUGUUUCAGGUCCUGAAGAAGAUCUCCAGAGGCUCUCUGAGGAGCACCUCUCCAUACAACCUCAUCCUGGCUCUUUCAAGUCUUUCUGAUCUCAUCUCAUUCACAUCUCCUGUCGUCUCUGUUUAUCUGUGUCAGCGCCGGAGAGGCGACCCUGGCGCCGUGUCUCAGUUUCCAUGGUAACAAGACUUAUCGAACACUCUGCAGAGCAGAAAACGUUUUAAGAGAAAGCAGUGAGAAAUCCAUCUGCAGAACUUCACGAGAACUUCAGGUUCCUGCAGCAUCAAAACCACAAAGGGCCAAUGCUGUAUUGAACCAUCCAAUUUUCAUUUUAUGAUAAUUUUACUGACCUGCUUUGCUUUUAAUUAAUAUUUCUACUUACUAACAGAAAUGGGCUGAAUGAGCGAAACCAACCAAUUAAAAAACAUUUGAUUUUUUUUCCCCACUGAGCAGAGUGAAACUCAAUAUGUUCCAUGUUUUUUUCCCCCUCUGAAUUCAUGAAUUAUGUAUGCAGGUCUUAAAAAUAUUAAUGAAUUUGAAUAUUUUUGGUACAUGCAGUUGCACAUGUUUCUAAAACAGGGUUUCCAGAGGUUUUCUGAAAGUAAAUGUAAGACCAAGUAAAGAAAAUGUAAGAAAUAUGUUAAUAUGGUGUCUUUAAAACACUUUAAAAUAUGAAAAUAAAAUUAUUUUAUUAAUUUCACAAAAAAAGCAUAUAAAUAUGGAAAUAACUUGUACUGUACCCUCACAUUGCAAAAAGUGCUUGUUUUUCAGUGCAAAUGUCUGAAGAUACUUAAAUCAAGAUGCAUGUAUUUCACAAGAACAAAUGUCUUCCAGUGGGUUCAGAAAAAAAAUCAACUUCAUUCAAAGGAAAAACAAGGUUUGUUUCCCAUUGCAGAUUGUUCUCAUCUUUAACUCAAUUAAUUUUGUUCAGUUUCUCAGCGAACAGGACUUCAUAAGUUCAGUUUGCUUCUCAAGUGAUUGUAUACUGAUUUAAAGAUGUUUAGAUAUUUGCAUUACAAAAAUAUUUUUAAUAACAUAUAAUGCAAUAUCAAGUCUUUCUGCAUUGAUUUAAAGCCUUAAUUUGUGGAAGGUCCAGUGAUGCGCUUUUUAAUCCCUGAGGAACCCUGUCAAAUGUUGUGUUUUCUAAUGUUUGUCAUUUGUCAACACUACAGUGCCAUCAACCAACAACAUUUGUUCUUUUAUUUAUCGACUGUCAGUGAUAUAAAUAUAUAUUAGAGCAUGUAUGAUAAUGUCCUGUAAAUACCCCUGUAUUUACCCAGUAUACAGCAGAAGAGUUCAGAGUUAAAGUAUUAAUAAACAUGAUCUUUAAUAAA